AUGGCCUCGAGCAAUGGCGUCUACAACAAUCCCACGGCCAACUUCAGCCCUCCGCGGCACCGAUCGAAGCCGUCCGUCCUAAAGUUCAUCCACCGCCGAGAGCAGUCCGCAAACGACGCCCUGCAGCUGCCCAAAGCUUCGCCCCUGGAGGCCCAGUUCUCAAACAUCAUGCCCGUCGGCAACUUCGCCAGGCACUCACACAACCCGAGCGCGCUCGGCGAGCUGCAGCAUAACCAGCAGCUGGAGCCGGCCCCUCGACCCUCCCGCAAAUCGCGAGACGAACGCCGACCAGACGUCGAGCCGGCCGGUCGCGACGAAUCGCCCACCAAGAAGAGCCUGUUCCUCAGCAUGACCAAGUCGCGCGACUCGUCUCCGACCAAGAGCCCCAAGAAGACAAAGUCGGGGGAGAAGCUUACCGGUCUUCUCGGCCGACCCAAGACGAUUAAGAGCCUACACAAGCUAGUGACGGACGGCGACGACGGAAUACAGUCGGGAAAGGAUAAGGAAAAUAGAACGCCGGAUGAGCCGCGCAGUGCCACCCUGCCAGUUUACGCCCAGUUCGCCAGCAAUGAGUCCAUGAAUUCUCUCGCGCCCCCCAGCCCAACUAGAAGUUCGAGGAAUUCCUCUGAGAGGCGCUCAAUGGCCAAGGAACGACCGCGUACUUAUAUGCAUCCCACCAGGUCACAGCAGGACAUUAAGAAAUCGUCCAUUAAGUCGGAAUCACCUAGUGGGUCAAAGUCGGCAUCGUCAAAAGGCAAGUCCAUUCGCGAACGAGGCAAGGUCUUUGGCGCCUUUGCCAGCUUCGGUCAUGGCCGGUCCAAGUCAGAGACGUCGACCCCCCGAGGCGGCUCGCCCACGACAGCAGGCCACGUCCUGGACCUCAAGGACAUCAACAAGCAGCUCGAGGCACUCCUAGAUCGUCGAAAUAUCCCAGAGAACCAGCGCUACAAGAUGCGGAACCUGAGCGAUACCAUCAAGAUGGAGUUUAUCAGACAGGACUGGGCCGAGAUUGCUUCUGCUGCCGCCUCAUCCUCUUCCGCUGCCGCCGCCGCCGCCGCGAAAGACUCCGCCGUCGUUUCCGAUGAGGAGGAGGAAAAGCCCAAGCGGAAUCGCGGCAGAAGCUUCACAUUCUCUCGAGCGAAAAAGGAAAAGGAGCAGCAACAAGGCCGCUCAACGUCAAAGGCCCGCUCGUCGUCAAAGGCUCGCUCAUCAAACAAGUCGGCCGACAGCGUGGCCAGCGACCGGCCGAUUUCGAGCGGCAACUCGUCCGCUGGGAGCACGUUGCUGUCCAAGAUCAAAAUGCAGCAGGGUCCGGCCGACUAUGUCGCGUAUCUUAGAAAGGUGCGCCAACCGCAGCAGUUUGAGGUGGGCAAACUUCAUAAACUAAGGCUGCUGCUGCGGAACGAGACCGUUGCCUGGAUUGAAGAGUUUAUCCAAUACGGGGGGAUGAAGGAAAUUGUCGGGUUGCUGAAUCGUAUCAUGGAGGUGGAAUGGAGAGAGGAGCACGAAGAUGCUCUCCUCCACGAGAAUCUCCUCUGUCUCAAGGCCCUGUCCACCACGGCAAAGGCCAUGGAGUAUCUCCACUCGGUCCAGGCGGACCUCUUCCCAAAACUACUACACCUACUCUUCGACCCGGAGAAGAAGGGCCCCAGCGAGUUUACUACGCGCAAUAUUGUCACGUCGGUCCUGUAUACGUACAUCGAGUCCGCCUCGUCCGCCGAGCGCGUCAUCAGAGCUAGGAGCGUCCUGAGACACCUGCGGGACCCCGAGCCGGAGGAGUCAGCUCGACCGCUCCCCUUCGUCUUGGAAAUGAGACAAGACCGGCCUUACCGCGUCUGGUGCAAGGAGGUAGUCAGCGUGACCAAGGAAGUCUUCUGGAUCUUUCUCCAUCACCUCAACGUGGUGGCGCUGACGGGCGACCCGGACAGCUCAGGCGAUGCAGGCAUGGGCCGUCUUACCAACAACGACGACGAGCAGUAUGCAUACAUGCGCCGCCAUUUCCCCCAAGAAAAGGCCCCGGUGGCCGCUGCCCCUUAUGUGGGCGGCGUGGAGUGGGACGCGACCAAUUACCUCGCGUCUCACCUGGACCUGAUGAAUGCCAUCCUGGCCUGCACUCUGACGGCCGACGACAGGAACCGCCUUCGAGCCGACCUUCGAAUUUCGGGCUGGGAGCGCUGCAUGGGCGGCAGCUUGCGCCUGUGCAAGGAGAAGUUUUACGGCAGCGUCCACACCGGCCUGAGGACCUGGGUUGCCGCCGCCGCAGAGGACGGAUGGGACGUCAAGGACGUGCGAUACGGGCCGCCUGCUGAUGCCCGGUCCCCGGUCAAGUCUGGCUCGCCGCGAAAAAAGGUUGAAGAGCCGGCACCAAAGCUCGACAUGCCCAAGCUCAACUUUAGCUCAAAGAAGACACCACAGCCACCUCCACAAGAUGGUUGGUUAUGA
Molecule: messenger RNA, 2442 nt
Organism: Trichoderma breve
Lineage: Eukaryota; Fungi; Ascomycota; Sordariomycetes; Hypocreales; Hypocreaceae
Product: diaphanous GTPase-binding domain-containing protein
Exons: 4
Coding region: 1-2442 (813 amino acids)
Biological process (GO): regulation of mRNA splicing, via spliceosome; actin cytoskeleton organization
Cellular component (GO): spliceosomal complex
Molecular function (GO): actin binding; small GTPase binding; RNA binding
Source: RefSeq, a predicted model, not a curated record